Molecule: messenger RNA, 453 nt
Organism: Mesorhabditis spiculigera
Lineage: Eukaryota; Metazoa; Nematoda; Chromadorea; Rhabditida; Rhabditidae
Source: the annotation of a GenBank genome assembly
AUGGAACCGUCAACGAGUCAUCACGACGUUUUGGAACAUAUCGAGUUCAUAGCCGCCGACACGAUGGGCGGCGGCCACAACACGGCAGUGCGAAACAUGAUUGCCGGCGCGCUCAUCCAUAGGUUACAUCAAUGGUGCGUGAACCUCUUCUGGAUCACGAUUCUCUGCGUGAUCGGCUACGUUGGCGACGAGCAACAAAAAUGCUCAGCGAUACAACUCAACGAACAGCGACACCACAAACGGAAAUCAAUGCACGCCGAGCGGCCCCGAUCGCGCACCCGGGAUAUUGCCGAGAUCGAGAUGAAGCUCCUCCGCCACCUCACCAGCCCGCAAAACGCCGGCAUUCGGCCGGUCAUCAAGGCGUCGUCGCGGAAACGUCACGCCGUCGCCUCCAGGCCUCCGUCACCGCAGCUCUUCGACAUCCGGGAAGAGCCUGAGGAGAUGAUCAUCAAC